UUUCCGUGGGCUCGCCGUGCACUUGUAUGGUCUGGAGAGGCUUACUUGUCUUAUAGUUUAGGUGCUUUAGCUAUCUUUGGUUUCACUGCUUGUUGCUUUGUCUGGUUCAAUAAUACUGCUUAUCCUAGUGAGUUUUACGGGCCAACUGGACCCGAAGCGUCUCAAGCUCAAGCAUUUACUUUUCUAGUUAGAGACCAGCGUCUUGGGGCUAACGUGGGAUCCGCUCAAGGACCUACUGGUUUAGGUAAAUAUCUAAUGCGUUCCCCGACUGGAGAAGUCAUUUUUGGAGGAGAAACUAUGCGUUUUUGGGAUCUGCGUGCUCCCUGGUUAGAACCUCUAAGGGGUCCCAAUGGUUUGGACUUGAGUAGGCUGAAAAAAGACAUACAACCUUGGCAAGAACGGCGUUCCGCGGAAUAUAUGACUCACGCUCCUUUAGGUUCUUUAAAUUCCGUGGGUGGCGUAGCUACCGAGAUCAAUGCAGUCAAUUAUGUCUCUCCUAGAAGUUGGUUAGCUACUUCUCAUUUUGUUCUAGGAUUCUUCCUAUUCGUAGGUCAUUUGUGGCACGCGGGAAGGGCUCGUGCAGCUGCAGCAGGAUUUGAAAAAGGAAUUGAUCGUGAUUUUGAACCUGUUCUUUCUAUGACCCCUCUUAACUGAGACGGGAGAUCCAAUGCUUGAAGUAGGAAUCUA
Vitis riparia (riverbank grape) is the source of this 687-nucleotide messenger RNA. Its product is annotated as photosystem II CP43 reaction center protein. The transcript has a single exon. The record is from RefSeq and is a predicted model, not a curated record. The annotation marks the transcript as partial. NCBI's taxonomy places the organism in Eukaryota, Viridiplantae, Streptophyta, Magnoliopsida, Vitales, Vitaceae. Gene Ontology annotation, molecular function: chlorophyll binding. Gene Ontology annotation, cellular component: photosystem; membrane. Gene Ontology annotation, biological process: photosynthesis, light reaction; photosynthetic electron transport chain.